UAAGAGAGAGCUAGUGUCGGCUGGCGUGACCGCGUAUUUCUGACUGUCGCCUCACUUGAUCGCAGUAACUAUACCCAGGACAAUGCCAAAUUACGCUCCCCUCAGACAGGCAGCAGGGGAAAUGCGCAGCCUGGGGAUCCGCGGCGGUAAAGGCUGUUCAGCUCUUUGGGUCGGGGCUGAGUCUGUCUGAAUGCGCUACUGUUUUAUGCUCUUUUACGAACACGGAGGCUGGGGACUUUGAAGUAAUGAACCUGACUGUAAAGCUGGCGUCGCCAGCGUUACCGCUGUGCGAGGAAUGGAAGGAGGGUUUAGAUGGCUCUCUAUUCCACCUCGCCAACAUUCUUUUCUUCCUCGGAUUCAUGGGAGGAAGCGGCUUCUACGGACUGCUUUACUUGUUCACCUUCAUGACUCUGGGCUUUUUCUGCAGCAUUCUGUGGGCAUGGUCGGACCCAUGCACCACAGACACUUUUCUCUGGAAUUUCGCCCUGUUUGGGGUAUGUUUGGCUCAAGCUCUGUAUAUAGCUUACAAGCUGAUGAGCCUCACAUUCGACAAGGACUUUGAGGAUCUGUAUAACUGCAUGUUUAAAAGACUCGGAGUGUCCCUCACACAUUUUGGGAAGAUAGUGGCCUCCAGCGACGGAGCUGUCCAUACUCUGGAGAAGGGCCAGUGCUUCGCUGUAGAAGAAAAAACACAAAUUGACAAGUUGUCGGUGCUUCUUUCUGGCAGAAUCCGUGUGACAGUUAAAGGGGAAUUCUUGCAUUAUAUCCACCCUUUCCAGUUUCUGGAUUCUCCUGAAUGGGAUUCUCUCAGGCCCUCAGAGGAGGGAAUAUUCCAGGUGACUCUGCAUGCUGACAAUCAGUGCCGAUACAUAGCCUGGAGAAGGAAGAAGCUGUACCUGCUUUUUGCUAAGCACCGCUAUAUAGCCAGGAUCUUUGCCCUGAUUGUGCGCAAUGACAUAGCUGAAAAGUUGUACUCACUUAGCGAUAAGGCAUUUGAUAAUGCAGGACAGCACUAUGAUCUUCGCUUACCAAGUUACUGCCACAUGCCAGGGCCAGAAUUAGAAAGAGCACAUGACCUUCUGGAAGUCCCCAUCCCAGGGGAAAGGACUGCCUAAUCACACACACACACACACACACACACACACACACACACACACACACACACACACACAGUUCCAGUGUAAGACCGUGUACUAAGACAGUGUACUCUCUUGUACUUCUCACCUGUUUGGCCCUCAAACAAGUCCACGACCAUGCCAAGGAUUAAUUGCAGUGCAUCCUGCACAGCGUUUCUGUCACAAUAACCCAACUGGAAUUUAUUAAACAGUCUCUAGUGGGAAUGAAAAAUGACAGUUAUUACAUACAAACCCAGGAAUAUACUAAGUUAUGUAGAUGUGCAACUGGUGUUAAAAUAUUUACCUUCAAUUGUGCAUAACUGCAGACAGACAAACAAAAAGGGUUGAGCACCAAGAGGGAAUUGUCAGAUGCAGAUGUAAUUUGCAGAUGAGAUAUAGUUAAGUAAAUAAUUCAGUUUGUAAGUGAUGUUUAAAUUUCCAUCAGUAAAAGGAACUCAGGCACCGAAACCCAGCCGUGUACAGAUAUCACGCUGGAUCUGAGGGCAUCUAGGCCAUCCCUUAUUGUGUUGCAAAGAAUACUCUCUACAUUGUCCAAAUGCAAAAUUCAAAUUCAGAAAUACUUUAUUAGUUUUUGUAGCUCAUAUUAUACAGGUUUCUUCAAAGAACUGUUGUAGAUGCUGAUGGCUGUGGGCAGGAAGGACUGGUCUGUCUUACAGCAGAUCUGAAGAAGCCUUUGACUGAAGACACUCUGUUGUUGUACAACAGUCUCAAGAAGAAGAUGCUCACGACAACCUGACCUCAUGCAAACCCAUAUGGUGACCCCUAUCAAAUCCAUGCUGGGCAUCUCUUAGUCUGCUUACUCACUGUUUUUUUGUGAUUGUCCAAUGCAAUGCUUUGUCAACUGCCUGUAAUGUUACUGCACUUCUCAUGAUUUCAUCACUUAUGAUCCCCGAUGGUGUUCUGAUUAUUCAAAAUUGAGUCACUUACAAACCCACUGCUGGUCUGCAUGUGUGGUGAUUAUGCCCAAAAAGGAACUUCCUUAACUUCAUGUGAGACAGGUCUUAUCAGUGAGAGUAUUAAAUCCAAUGCUUACUGUAUUAUAGUUUGCAUUGUGUGUAUUUAUGUACAUGUUUGAAUCUUACAUGGUGUUAAUGUCCAUGAUCUACCUGCCUUUUUUGGCACAAAGUCCUUUGGUGUGCAUUAUGAGGAUAUUCAUGGGUGGCAGACAGCAUUAUCCUAAACUGGUAGAAAUGAUGCUGUGUGUGACGAAAUAGUUUAGACUUGACGCUGAACAUAGAGGGAAAUGUAACUGGCAUUUAGGAUUAUAGAUGAAGAUAAUGGAUCAGUUGUAGAAAUUGUACUAAAAUUAGUCUCUGCAACAUAAGAUUGAGAUAUGUACAUUCAAGUUAUAUCAAUGCUGAUGUGUACAUGGAGAUGUGCUACAUGUUUGGUCUUUUGUGCUCUCGUGUUAAUGUGACAAGGUCAUGUUACCUGUUCUUUUAGGCACAGAUUAAAAUUACUCAGAGCCA
Messenger RNA from Girardinichthys multiradiatus, 2605 nucleotides. It is a transcript of the gene popdc3, whose product is annotated as popeye domain containing 3. Gene Ontology annotation, molecular function: cAMP binding. The transcript is spliced from 3 exons. The coding region runs from base 246 to 1115 and encodes 289 amino acids. The record is from RefSeq and is a predicted model, not a curated record. Gene Ontology annotation, cellular component: sarcolemma. Lineage: Eukaryota; Metazoa; Chordata; Actinopteri; Cyprinodontiformes; Goodeidae.